Molecule: messenger RNA, 3321 nt
Organism: Neoarius graeffei (lesser salmon catfish)
Lineage: Eukaryota; Metazoa; Chordata; Actinopteri; Siluriformes; Ariidae
Gene: ppp4r2b
Product: protein phosphatase 4, regulatory subunit 2b
Exons: 9
Coding region: 602-1903 (433 amino acids)
Biological process (GO): protein dephosphorylation
Cellular component (GO): cytoplasm; nucleus; protein phosphatase 4 complex
Molecular function (GO): protein phosphatase regulator activity
Source: RefSeq, a predicted model, not a curated record
GCAGCGCAAACAGUGACAUCAGUGAGCUUUUAAGCAGUAGUCUCACGACCCGAAUAGUAAAUAAUAAACAUGGAGGACAUGGAGUCGUUAGUGUUGCUGGUCUUGGUGCUGUGGCUUGUUGUCACCGACAACGCCAACAGAUACUGGCAAGAGCGUAUAGAUGAAGCGAGGCGCAUAAGGCUUCAGAAAUUCUCGUAAUUCGUAAUUCUCCUUCUUCCGGGUUUGCGGUGUUUAUAGAUCCCAGCGUGCUCGCGGGGCAUGUGAGGACACUCCUCCUCACCAAUCAGUGCACAGGGGAGUGUCUGCUCACGCCCCCAGCCUCACUCGGCUCGCUUUGGCUCGCUUCAGCCCCACUCCAAAACGGUGCGAGUUUUAGGGGCUAAGCAGGGCUGAAGCGAGCUGAGUCAUGCUGUUUUUUGUUAGUCGAAAUGCGAGCCGUGUCGGGCUGAAGUGAGCUGAAGCGAGCUGAAAAAGGGUAGUGGAAAAGGGCCAUAAUGUAAACAGGUUACCGAAAUGGACACCAUCGACAGUGAUAUUCCCGAUGUUUCACAGAGAUGUGAAGUUAGACCCUAUCAAUUCGAACCGAUAGCUGGAAAUUCACAUGAACGUAGAUCUUGUCUUUACUCUGACGGGUCAGAUGAUUCUGAGAGUGAGGGUUCAUUCAGUCCCCAUGAAACUGAAAGCGGUCGGCUCGAUAACACUUCCUGAUUUUGAGAAGAAAGGGAAAAAGGAGGUGUCUCCAUUGUUGGACCAGUUUCUGUGCCGUGUUGCGCAGACCGGAGAGACCAUGGUGUCAUGGUCGCAGUUUAAAAGCUACUUUCUGUUCAAACUGGAGAAGGUGAUGGAGGACUUUCGAGCUUCGGCACCAGAGCAGAGAGGACCUGCAAACCCUAACGUGGAGUCUGUCCCGUUUGAGGAGAUGAAGGAGAGAAUAUUGAAGAUCGUCAACGGAUACAACGGGAUUCCAUUCACUAUCCAGCGCUUGUGCGAGCUUCUCACAGAUCCCAAGAGGAACUACACAGGAACUGAGAAAUUCCUAAGAGGGGUUGAGAAGAAUGUGAUGGUGGUCAGUUGUGUGUAUCCCAACUCUGAGAAAAACGGAUGCAGUGGCGUUAACAGAAUGAAUGGAGUCAUGUUGCCAGGUAGCACAUCCAUAUUCACAGAAAGGAAAGUGAACGGGCCUGGAACACCCCGGCCAAUGAACAGGCUGAAAAUUUCUCCAUCUAGUUCACUGGCCACAAAUGGUCUGCUGGACAGCACAGAAAACAAAGACGCAAACACAACAACAGGCCACAGCAAACCUAUCGGUGACUUGCCUGCAUCAGGUCUCCUUGGGUCUCCAUUGAAUAGCUGCAUAAAGAACAAGCAUGCAGAAGAGGAAGAAAACCCAGAGGAAGAACAGCAGGAGGUGAAGAGGCUCAAGUUCAGUGAGGAUGAGGAGGAGGAAGACACUGAAGGCGAAUCGGAAGACAAGCCGGUUCGAGCUGAGGGGGUGUCCGAUGUGUCGGGAAAUGCAGAGUCCCCAUCAUCCAUGACACCGGAGAGACAUGAAGAGCAGGAGGAAGAGCAGGAGGAUGCCAGUUCAACGGCGGCUUGUGAGGACCAAGAGCCGUCCAGUACGCAGUCCGACUCUGCAGAGAGGGAAGUUCCUUCUGGCUCCGCUCAGGAACCCAGUGACAUGGACCAGUCGGAGCAGAGAGCUCCUGCUUCCAGCCCUGAGCGGCAGGAGGGGGAGGAGGAGUCUAGUGAGCCGGACAGUAGCAGCAGUAAUAACGAGCCUGCCGCCGGCCCUGCCACUUCUACUGACUCCACCCCCAGUGGUGCAGACUCGCCCGCAGAGGGCAGCGUGGAGUUGGGGGAGCUAGACUUAGAAAACACAGAAGAGCCUAUGGAGCAGGAUUAAGGAACCUCCCAAAUACAGACUUUGUAGCAUAAACAACAACAACAACCAGCAGCAUGUGAAGAUUUGCGAACACACUAACAGUAACAGGAUGGACUUUAACUGGGGCCACCAAAGCCUUUUGGUCCAGCGUCAUCUACUUUUUCCAGCUUUCUUACCUGUUAUGGGUGGACACACUAUGCUGGUGUACAUAUGUGAUUAUUUUUCUUUGUUUGUUUCCUUUUUAGUUUUGUAUUGAAGGUUUUAAACUGGAAGGUUCUCUUCAUUCUCUUUCUAUUACACCCCACUCACCUUAGUACCACUGAAUGCAGCUGGUCUUCAAAGGCAUUUCCCCUUCUGUUGUAGGACAGCAGAGGGAUGAUGGGCUCUCAGUUUGGUUAUCUUCUGUACAGGCUGUAAAUGUGUGCGGGUUCGGGAGUGUUUCUUUUUUGCCCUUUUUUUUUUUUUUUUUAAAGAGUUGAGUAACAGACUUUAUCUCCAGAACAGUAGAAUUUCUCCUUGCUUAUGCAGUUUCUCCAAAGACCCAUCACUUAUUAGUCUGUAAAGGGUUGUGUUGUGUCUGCAUAUGGACCCAUGUAGAAAGCAUCAGAUGUGUAUUGUUUCAUCUAUUUAUACAUUCCCCCCCCCCACACACACACACACCAUGUUGUCCUUCAUUUCCCUUUUUAAGCUCUUGUUACACCCUAGACUGUAAUGAAGGAAAGUUUUUCAUAUAAAAGGUACAUGUAGUUAAUGGAAAAGAUUUCAAGUGAAUGACCAUUUCUGGUUCACAACAAUAAUUUAUAUGAGCAUUUCAAUGAAUCACUCUAUUUUUGAGAUUUUUUUUUUUCUUUCUUUCUUGUUUUGGAAGCCAGUCUGAGCACUAGUCACACUGUACAACCGUGAGUGUGAGAGGCGCUCCUGUCUAUACCAUACUGUCUCACCAAUUACAACUGACUGCCUCUACUGCAGCUGUACUGUUUUGAUAUUUAGAAUUUUUAAAUUUCUGUAGUUUUGUAGAGCAUUGUGUUCACUGCUGUUUGUGGAUCCAUAUUAUUGUAUGAUCUUUCUGCAUAUACUGAAUGCGUGUGCUUUCAAUGCAGUAUUCAGGUGAAGCAAUAAAUGUUCUGAUUUUAAAUGUACAAAUGAAGGUGUUUUUCUUAUUUUUGUUUUAAAUUAUCUAAGAUUUUCUACCUUUCUAAUGUACAUAUCGCUUGUGUUCUCUUUGUAAGCAGUGAAUAGGAACUUCAUCUGCUGCGGUGAAUACAUAUGGAGUCAAAUAGUAAUGAUGUCUCUUGCAAACUGCUCAGAAUGUUACCACAUAAUUGCUGUUCUGUACAAAUAACAUGAGCUUGUUCGUAACUCAAACUAUUACUAAUUGCAUACCAGUGUUUUUUGGGUUUUUUUUUUUUUUUUUUUAAUAAAUUUACAUUGUACAUGUA